This is a messenger RNA of Closterium sp. Naga37s-1, 4725 nucleotides long. NCBI's taxonomy places the organism in Eukaryota, Viridiplantae, Streptophyta, Zygnematophyceae, Desmidiales, Closteriaceae. The record is from the annotation of a GenBank genome assembly.
AUGGUGCAGUUCGUCAACUCAUACGGCUGUGGCGCGUGCGAGGCUGAGUCUCCCUGCUCCUGCUGCUUCCACCGUGUGCUUGGCACCCGAGGGAAAGCAGCCCUUGGCAUCCUGAGCUUAAAGGACUUUCAGCGCGAUUUACUUCAGCAACUGCCCACGUCCAUUCCCCUGGCAGCACCAGAGUGGCAGGGGGGGGGUGGGUCCCUAAAAGGUGAGAAAGGAAACCACGCGGCAAAAGAGGUAGCAGAAGUAGUGGCAGGAAAGGGGGCGGGAGCAGCAGAACUAGGAGCAGCAGGCGAGGGAGAAAACGUAGCGGCAGAGAAAGGGAAGGGAGCGACAGAGAUGGGGGCGGCAGGAGGCGUUGAUGAUUACAGUUGGAAACGAGCCCCUUACUUGUGUGCGAAGUCCAUGAUUCUCGAGUGGAUGGCUGAGCCUCGUGUGGGCGUGCUCAUGGACCUGGGGAGGAUCAGGGCUCAGCUUGCCUCCCUUACAGGCCUCUUCGCUCCUAUUGUGGAGGAGCUAGGGGCACGCAGGCAGGGGGAGAACGAUAGCUUGGCGUCGGUGCUGGUGCAGGUGCUGGGGGUGAAGUGCGGAGAGGAGAUGCAAGACGGGUUUAAAGCCCAUCUGCUGCCUGAUGGCGCGGAGGCACACAGAGAGAGCGAGGGUGGAGCAGGGGAGGAUAGGGGAAAGUGCGGAAUAGCGGAUGGUGGGAGAAAAGGGAGGAAUGGGGGGAAGCAGGAGGCUGGGAGAAAGGGUGGAAGACGCGAGGGAAAAGGUGAUGGUGGUGGUGCCGGCAGCAGUUGGGAGUGGAGGCGGGGGCUGGAGGGUCCUGUGUGGAACAGGUAUGUGGGUGGUGUGGCUUGUCUUGUUGCGCAUGAAGGACGGAGCGGGACAACAAGGGUCCCGAAAGCCGUUUCUAGCAGCAGCGGUGAUCCAAAUGGUUUUCUUAUCUCACGCAUCGCCAAGGCUUUCAGCAGCAGCGGUAUUCCCAAGGGCAUGUUUGGGAGUGGCAUUUACGCCACUGAUUUCGCCCUUACCGUUGCUACAGUGCUCUCCAAGCCCAGAUUCUCCAUGGAGGCUUGCCGGAUAUUUUUCACAGAUGCUAAUAACGAGUAUCGAGUGAAGCUGGAGAAUUCUGCAACUGAGGCUGCCAGGAACAAAGUAGGCAUGGGUGCAGAAAGAGAGAGGGGAGGUGGUGACACAAAGAGCCAUGGAGCUGAGAUUGGUGUGAGAGGUGCAGUGAAGGACGGCUGGGAGGCGGUGACCACAACCAGUAACACGUUCGUGACUGUGCUGACGUGGAGGGUAAGCUGCAUUCUUAUGUGGGUCCGAACCUACGGCCCGAACCUGCAAUCUCCGAAGGCAUGUGCACUCCAAACCUGCGUCAAGCCAAAAAAGGAUCUCCCAGUCCUCCGCCACCCAUUUCGGGAUCUCCCGAGCCUGCUGAUCAAGUCCGGCACCAUGCCGGAGCCCUUGGUUCGGCGGGGCUUUUCUUGGGAGUGGGAAGAGGUGACUGCUGGCGAUGAAGCUGCUAUAAAGCUUGCUGAUGACGUGGAGGGGAGGAUUCUAUAUGAGAGAAUCCUUAAGGAGGUGUACGGGGCCACUGUUGACUGGAAUAUUCCAGCGAAUGCAGCAGCAGCAGCAGCGUCGUCAGCAGCAUCGUCGUCAGCAGCAGCAGGUUCAAGAAGCCGUCCGGUGGUUCGCACGGUGGCAGACGUGGAGUUCCUGGUGGAACUGAUGGCGGCAGAGAGAGAGCCUUCCAGGUGCACGCGGUGCUGGAAGUGCCACCUCCGGCACGCCGCUGCCAUCAACUACGUCGCGCUGCUCGCCUCCUUCGCGUACCGCCCCGUCUCCACCCUCAUCCACCGCUUCCUCUUCCUCUUCCCCCCCGACCAAACCAAAGAGGUGUACACGCUUCUCCGCAUGUUCAUGCCGUCAGGGCUUGAAGAGAGGGUGAACUGGAGGCAUGUGAGAGGUCGUUUGGAAGGGUUCGCAGAGGAAAAGGAGAUGGGGAUGUUUACGCAUGCUUGUACAAUGAUAGCGUGGACGUGGGCCAAAGAGGAGGAGACAAAUCCAGGGCGGUUUGCACGACUAGCAGCUCAGGAGGGUGCGGAGCAGGGGAAGGGUGGGGUGGGCAAGUGGAAGCAGCUGGAUAGUGAGAUGUGGGAGGAGGUUCGGGCGUGGCGGCAUGCUGCCAAGGCUGCGUGGCCCGGGGACAAGAGGAACUGGAUGGGAGAGCUGCGGGAUGAGUGCACGGGUGGCAGGAAAAGGACGAAACGUGAGAGCAGUGAGGAGGAAGAGGGGGAAGAAGAGGAGGGGGAAGAGGAGGAGGGGGUGGUGGGGGCGCAGGAGGGGCCAGUUUAUGCGCACAAGUGGGUGGGAGGAGUGAACCUGGUGGCUUGCCUGAGAGCCAUGCUGCUGGGGGAGCCGUGGAAAGGUGGGUUAGCAGCGAUGCCAGAAACGGCAAAACGAGCAGCAGGGAACAGCGCCACUCGAAAUCGAGCAGGAGCAGGGAGCAGAGCAGUAAGAAGCCAAGAACCCGGCACCCCCGCAGGAACUUUUUGGACAGAUGCAUCUGGUGUAGAUAACCGGGCAGAGCGGCUGAAAUCAGGGUACCGGCGGGUGUGCCAAGGGCCAAAGUGUAGCUGUGUGGAAUGGGAUGGAGUGGAGCUGAAGCUGUGUGCGCGGUGUGGCAGCAACCCCAAGCUGUGCAAGUUCUGUGGCAAGAAGUUCGAGGGCGGAACAAACCGCUGUGCAAUCCAUCUCGCGACAUGGAAAGGGCAGGAGAAGCGCGCUGUGGCGUUAUGCAAGGACGCGCCCACGGCAGUCCGCGAUGAAGUCCGUGGCAUGUACGAGACCAAGGCGGAACAGCAGGACUUGAAGAGAGGGGCGGCCGCUGCUGCAAUUCACUCCGCGCUUGACGCUGUCAGUGGAAACCCGGAGAAAAAGAGCAAAAUUACGGAUUUCUUUGGCAAUGAGGCGACGUGCGCCAAGGAAGACGCGGAUAACGCGCUUUGCCUUCUGUUUGCGGCGCUGAAACUUCCGGAGCGCAUUGCGGACGAUCCGGUCUUCCGCUACGCGGUCCAGUGCAUUGCGCGCGCUGGACCUGGAUACGUCCCUCCUAAGAGGCGCUACAUUGGAGGGGCAGGCUUGAAGAAGGUGCGGCAGAAAAUGGAGGUCGUGUUCGCCCCCGUUGCCGCGAGUUGGAAGCGGGACGGGGUAACGGUGUCGUCGGACAUGAUGACCGACCGUUGUGGCCGCCCGCAGGCCAACGUGCUCCUUGUCAACGACUCCGGCGCAGUUUUCGAGCAGGCGAUGGACUGCAACAUGGAGUCGAAGACCGGGGGGUACAUCGCCAGCCUUCUCCGCCCCGUCAUUGAUAAGGUGGGGCCGGAGAAUGUGGUGGCGGUCUGCACCGAUGGCGGCAGCAACUAUGCAUCGGCCGCCAAGAAGAUUGCGAGCACAUGGCCGCACAUUGAGCAUGUGCCAUGUGCCACGCAUGUCCUGGACCUGAUGAUGGAAGAUAUGGGCAAAAUGGGAUGGGCGAAGGGGCUUGUGGAGAAAGGAGGGGAGAUGAUUACCUUCGUGCGCAACCACCACUUUACCCGUGCCUAUAUGAAGAAAGUGGGGGGGAAGCAGGUGCUCAAGCCUGCGGGAACCAGGUUCGGGACACAAUACAUAGCCAUGGCCCGGCUAUGUGAGGUGAGGAGUGGGCUGGCGGCGAUGGUGCUCAGCAACGAGUGGAAGGUGUGGGCAGCGGCGGACAAGGAUAGGAAGACAGCAGCUGAGAAAUUCAGGGCUGCUGUGAUGGAUGAGGAGUGGUGGGGGGUGGCGGAGUUCUUUACCUCUCUCAUGGCGGUGCCAUUCAAGGCCAUGCGGGCCACGGACUCUUCCGCGAAAGGCAUGAUGGGUAAGCUGUAUGACAUCAUGCUACAGCUUACCGAGGACAUCAAUGACAAGCUCGACGCUUCAAGUGACUUCUUGACUCGGACAGAGAGGGCAGACAUCACCAAGAUUGUGAAAGACAGGUGGGACAACUCCCUUGCCUGCCCCAUGCAUGUGGUUGGCCGGAUCCUGAAUCCGGCCAACCAGGAGGAGGGAAUUUUCAGGAACGAUGUGGAGUGCACGCGGGUGUUCAAGGACUACAUCGAGCGCCACUAUGACAACAAGACCUUCAAGCGUGGCAAGGAUGGCGCCCCUCGCCGCGCCUCCCUUGUGCUGCAGGAGGCAUUGCUGGCCUACAUCAACAUGGAGGGCAGCUUUGGCAAGCCGGGCGCCAUUUCUGCAAGGGAGGCAGUGAAGAAGGGGGAGAUGAGCAUGGUGCAGUGGUGGUCGUGGCACAGCACCGAGUAUCCUGAGCUUGCCGCCCUCGCAUGCCGGGUGCUCACUCAGCCCGUCUCGGCUUCCCCAUGCGAGCGUGGCUGGGCGCAGUGGGAAGGCGUCCACACCGCCCGCCGCAACCGGCUCGGGUCCGCCAAGUGUGCGGACCUCGUCUACAUUGCGCACAACUGGAACGUUGUGCGCAAUUGGUACAAGAAGGAUGGGGGCAGCACGGUUGUGCCCGGUAACAUCCCGGAUGCCCCUAUCCCCGGCUAUAACAUGGAUGAGGAGGAGGAUGACAUGCUGGGGGAGGAAGGAGAGGAUGCAGUGCUGGCGGAUGAGUAUGGGGAAGGUGUGGUGGUGGAAAAGCCCCGCAAGGAAAUCGGUUGUGGGGAAGCUAGCUAG